AAACAAUAAAAAUAUCAGUAUGGCCUGGCCUACAAUUAAAACCCAACCCAUCUCUGAUUCUGAUUUCUGAGUCUAUAAUUCUAUAUAAGUUCUCUUCCUUCCUGUACAUGAUUCUUGGUACAAGUUAACCAACCGAACUACCUUCUUCUUCUUCUUCUUCUUCUUCUUCUUAUAUCUUUCCCCAAAUACAAACACUCUCUCUGUCUCUUUUGGCUUCAGUUCUUCAAUUGAUAACAUGUCAUCUAUUCUUAGCUUAAGCUCUCAAGGUUUGGUCUUAGCCACAGCCAUGGUAGUCUCUAGCACUGUACUGUUUCUAGCUUUUACUAAGCAAAAAACUGACCUUCAACCUCAGACUUCCAAGAAUCUUGAUUCGCAAUCUCCAACUCAAAGUCUUCGUUCUUGCUUGUUAUCUUCGGAGGAAAAGAAAAGAGAGAAGAAGAAAAACAAGAAAAGAGUGAAAUUUGCAGAGAAUGUAAAGGACACAAAACGGAACGGAGAAGAUUACAGGAGAAAGAAAGGAAAAGAGAAUUCGACUACGAAAUUUGAUAGAAUUUGCAGAAAUGAAAUUCCGGGAAUUGAAAUGCCGGCUAAUAGGAUUGCUCUUUACAAUGGAAUUCUAAGGGACAGAGUACACAGAAUUGAAUGCUCAUACUAAUUUCUCUGAGUCUCUGUACAAUUCUGGGUCCAAUUAUUUUCUCUCUCUUUUUUUCUUUUUUAGUUGGGUGUAAAUAUUAGAAGAGCUUUGUCCAGAUUAUGGUUUUUUAAUGGUAGAUUUUGGGCAGAGCUCUGUUUCUCAACUAAUUUUCCAUGUUAAAGAUGUAUUUUCUUUCUUUGAAUUCCAACUUUGGUUUCUUGAAGUCAAAAUAUUUGUAUGUUGUUGUUGUUGUAGACUUUGAACCAUGAAAUUAUUCUUU
Messenger RNA from Jatropha curcas, 914 nucleotides. RefSeq names its product cytochrome P450 family protein. The record is from RefSeq and is a predicted model, not a curated record. NCBI's taxonomy places the organism in Eukaryota, Viridiplantae, Streptophyta, Magnoliopsida, Malpighiales, Euphorbiaceae.